Suncus etruscus (white-toothed pygmy shrew) is the source of this 1415-nucleotide messenger RNA. RefSeq names its product serpin B6-like. The coding region runs from base 95 to 1309 and encodes 404 amino acids. The transcript has 7 exons. The record is from RefSeq and is a predicted model, not a curated record. Gene Ontology annotation, biological process: negative regulation of endopeptidase activity. Gene Ontology annotation, molecular function: serine-type endopeptidase inhibitor activity. NCBI's taxonomy places the organism in Eukaryota, Metazoa, Chordata, Mammalia, Eulipotyphla, Soricidae. Gene Ontology annotation, cellular component: cytoplasm.
CAGGAACUGGGCUGCUUUGGCCCUUCCCAAGAGCCUGGGCGGUGGCUGGUUCUGGCCCUCUGCCUGGGCCUGGCCCGCCUCUCUCCCUGGGGCUAUGUGUAGGAAACAGAGCAUUCCUCCUGACUCCAGCCAUUGCACCGCUAGCUGCAGAAGACAGCGCGAUAUUUUGGGGCUUGCAGAUAUGGCUGCUGUCCUGGAAGCUAAUACCACCUUUGCUCUGAACCUUCUGAAGAAGCUGGGGGAAGAUAAUUGCAACAACGUGUUUCUCUCUCCCCUGAGCAUCUCCUCUGCCCUGGCUAUGGUCUACCUGGGGGCCGGGGGCAUUACCUCGAAGGAGAUAUCCCAGGCCCUCAGUUUCCAUCGGGUCAGUGGCGACGUGCACCAGGGCUUUCAGGAUGUGAUGGGCUUCGUGAACAAGCCAGGUACCCAGUACCAGCUCAAGAUGGCCAACCGCCUCUUUGGGGCCCAGACCUGCGAGUUCUUGUCCUCUUUCAAGGACUCCUGCCUCAAAUUUUACCAAGCCGAGAUGGAGCUGCUGGAUUUUGCCCAGGCUGCUGAGAAGUCCCGGAAUCACAUCAACUCCUGGGUUGCACAGAAGACAGAAGGUAAGAUCAAAGAUCUUCUGAAGCCUGGUAUGGUUAACUCAGAGACUCUGCUGGUUUUGGCCAAUGCCAUCUACUUCAAAGGAAAUUGGGCAAGUCGGUUUGAGGAGGAAAAUACCAAGGAAAGUUCCUUCAAAAUCAGCAAGAAUGUGAGCAAGCCGGUGCAGAUGAUGUACCAAACAGCCACCUUUAAAAUGACCUACAUUGAAGAGAUCUUUACCCAGAUCCUGGUGCUGCCCUAUGUGGGCAAAGAGCUGAACAUGAUCAUCAUGCUUCCAGAUGAGGACAAGGACCUGAAGACGGUGGAGAGUGCACUCACCUACGAGAAGUUCAAGGAGUGGACGCAGAUGGACAUGAUGGAUGAUGAUGAGGUGGAGGUGCUAUUCCCCAGGUUUAAGCUGGAGGAGAACUACGACCUGGAGGCCGUCCUCGGGAAGCUGGGCAUGACCCUGGCCUUCGACCGGGCUGCAGCCGACUUCUCGGGCAUGUUGUCCAAGCAGAAACUGUGCCUGUCCAAGGUGGUGCACAAGGCCUUCGUGGAGGUGAAUGAGGAGGGCACAGAGGCUGCGGCAGCAACAGGAGCUACAUUUGUGUUUUACUGCGCCCGAGUCCUGCCCCGCUUCUGUGCUGACCACCCCUUCCUCUUCUUCAUCCAGGACAGCCAGACUCAAAGCAUUCUCUUCUGUGGUCGCUUUUCUUCUCCCUGAGGGCUCCCUCAAGACCCUAAAGCUUACAAUCCUUCCAGCUGUGUCCCCCUGCAGCCCUGUCCCUUGAGUCAUCUCUCAAAAAUAAAGUGCCUCCUUUGCAACCAAA